Molecule: messenger RNA, 1074 nt
Organism: Homarus americanus (American lobster)
Lineage: Eukaryota; Metazoa; Arthropoda; Malacostraca; Decapoda; Nephropidae
Product: basic proline-rich protein-like
Exons: 3
Coding region: 1-1074 (357 amino acids)
Source: RefSeq, a predicted model, not a curated record
AUGCCACCGCCCUGGAAGGACCCUAGGGAUGCCAACUCACCUGGGAGAGCCCCCAGGGUGCCACUGCUCUUGGCAGGACCCCCUGGGUGUAUCACAAACCCUGGGAGGGUCCCUGGGGCUGCCACCGCCCCUCGGCAGGCUCCUGAGGGCGCCGGCGCCUUUAAGAAGGCCCUAGGGGUGUCACCGCCCCUCAGAGGGCCCCUAGUAGAGCCACCGCCCAUGGCAAAGCCUCUGGGGGUGCCACUGCCACAGGAAAGGCCCCUGGGGGUGCCACUGCCUCUGGGAUGGCGCCUGAUGGUGCCACCGCCCCUUAGAGGGCCCCUGGGGGUGCUAACGCCUCGGGUAGGGCUCCUGGGGCUGCCACCGUCCCUGGGAGGGCCCGGCCCCACGGGCGCAACCCCAAACCUGGGAGGGCCCCUGUUGGCCCUGCUGCCUCUACGAGGGCUUCUGGGGCGAUUCGGUCCCUGCAAAGCCACCAGGGGUGACGCUGCCCUUGAGAGGGUUCCUGGGGCCACUGCUACCCCUGGAACGAACCCUGGUGGCGCCGCCGCCCUUGGAAGGGCCUCUGAGGGCGCCACCGCCCCUGGGAGGGGCUCUGAGACCGUCACCGCCCCUGGGGGUGCCUCCUCUAAUGGCAGAGCCCCUGCGUGUGCCACUGGGGCGCAAACCCCCCUAAAAGGGCCCCUGGGGGCGCCGCCGCCUCUUGGAGGGCCACCGCCCCUGGAAGGACCCCUGGUAUCUCCGCUGCCCCUGGGAGGGACCCUGGGGUCGCCGGGCACAAAUCCCCCUGGGAGGGCCUCUGCGGGCGCCGCUGCUCCUGGGAUGAACCCUGGAGGCGCCACCGCCCCUGGGAGGGUUCCUGAGACCACCAUCGCACCUGGCAGGGCCCCUGAGGGUGCAACCUCCAUUGGCAGGGCCCCUGCGUGUGCCCCUGGAGCGCACUCCUUCCUUGUAGGGCCCCUGGGAGCGCCGCCGGCUCUGGCAGGGACCCUGGGGUCCCCGCUGCCUCUGAGAUCGCCGACGGGAGAGCCCCUACGGGUGCCACCGACCCUGGAAGGACCUUGGGGAUGCUAA